Messenger RNA from Lytechinus pictus (painted urchin), 4949 nucleotides. RefSeq names its product SRA stem-loop-interacting RNA-binding protein, mitochondrial-like. The transcript has 4 exons. Gene Ontology annotation, cellular component: cytosol; nucleus. NCBI's taxonomy places the organism in Eukaryota, Metazoa, Echinodermata, Echinoidea, Temnopleuroida, Toxopneustidae. Gene Ontology annotation, molecular function: mRNA 3'-UTR binding. Bases 251 to 559 code for a protein of 102 amino acids. The record is from RefSeq and is a predicted model, not a curated record.
GAUACGAAUUGACUUAAGAACUCUUUUUUCAAAUGCAUCAUACAAGAUAACUGAUCAAAAUAUUUUCUCGUUCAACAGGCCCUUACUUUGAACACAUUCAGUGAACUUGCUGAGCUGAGCAUGUUGUAUCCCAUGCCCACAUUAAUUUUUCCUUUUUUAUUCGCCUUAGGGCUAACACCAUAAUUUCGUGCAAUUUCUGAAUUCUGCGAACACGCUUCUCUAACGAUAAUUCGACUACAAAAUCCCCGAAAUGGCAUCAAGGAAAGGAUUUGAAGUGUUUGUUUCUAAAUUGCCAUGGACUGUCGGUGUGCAGGAGCUGCGAACCUAUUUUUCUCAAUUUGGACCUGUGAGGAAUUGCAGAAUAGCCUUUGAUGAUUCAACUGGUUUCUCUAAAGGGUUUGGUUUUGUUAGCUUUAGUAAUACAUCAGGAAUCCAAUCAGCUCUGAACAAAGAUCAACACAUACUGGAUGGACAAAAGGUGAAUGUGCAAGCCAAACAGAGCUCCUCACCAGCUGUGAAGAAAUUACAGAUAUCAGAUGUGAUGGAAAAUGGACAUUGAUACUUUCAGAUGGUUGGAUGCUCAUUUGAACAAUUAUGAGGAACUCGCUCAAAUAUUGAUGAGUAACUCACUGAAAUAUUGAUGAGGAACUGGUUCACCCAAAUAUUGAAGAAUAACUCGCUCAAAUAUAGAUGAGUAAAUUGCUCAAAUAUUGAUGAGUAACUCAAUCAAAUAUCGAUGAGUAUGAACUUAUUCACAGUUUUUUUUUGGUGAUUUUACAAACAGGCACAAACCUAAUUUUUUGGUAAGAUAUUUGAAAUUGAGGUUUUUGCAUAUGAAAGUCCAUCAUUAACUCUAUUGAAUUACUUCAGAACAUAUUCAAAUUUCGUACAAAACGGCACAUACCCCUCUGAUUUUACGAACCAGCCUGAACCAUUGUUUCUGUACUGUAGCAGUCUAUGGGAUGACACUCAGAGGUCAAUAACCUGACCUAGAUGUUGCAUAUAUGCAUUGAAUGAUUUUACGAAUCGGCACAAACGGUGGUUUGGCUAAAAGCUCAGUAUUUAACAAUGUGCAUGAUUUUACGAAAUGGCACAAACCUGAUUUUCGUAAAAAUAAACAGUUCCUAAAAUGCAUACAUGCACUUCAUUUCAAAUAUUGGAGAAAGAAAUUUAUUUGCGGACAAAAUUUUGUAUAUUACAAAAGAAUAGAUUGUAAGUUUUCAAUUGGUUUGAGUAAUUGCUCUGGUUUCUUUCAAAGCGUGAAGUUAUGAGCAUCUGAAAAACAUCCGAACUUUGAACGCGAAUAUCUGGAAAUAGUAUAUUGGAACCAAGGAAGGUUUUGUGCCGGUUCGUAAAAUCACUGACGAUUUAUGAUGGACCCGUGUCCAGGUGGAAGGCCAUAUUGCCAUCGUGCACUCCUUUUAAUUGUCUUCCAGAGCCAACUUUUAUCAAAAGGAGUAAAGAGUUUCUCUUAUUGAACCAGCUGCAUGGGUAAUGUGUGUUUUAAGGACAAAUAGAUUGUAUCUAUGCUCUACCUGUAUUUUGCAAAUUUGGUCUCGACAUAAUCAAGGGGGGUUUUGUGUAUGUGUAUUCUGACUCUAAUACACACUUGAUCUCGGUCUCGAUCUCUACUCAAGAACUGGGCAUGACUGCUUGGCUUGGAGUCACAAUCGCAACUCGGUGACUUUAUUCUCCACUAAACUAAAACAUGUUAUACAGUGUACAUGGUUACAUAAUAUUUUCUGAGUGGCAUGGUGAUAAUGGGGGUAUAGACCAGGGGCCCGUCUUACAAAGAGCUAUGAUUGAUCCAAUCAAUCGUAAGUCUAUGGAAAUCCAUCAGUUACAUAAUUUUUUCCUCAGGAAAUUUGCACAAAGUCCUUUGUAAACAAAGAGAAGCACAGUGAAUUUUCAAGAAAACAAUGAAUGCAUGAAUAUACAUCAUAGUUAGAAAAUAUUUCGAACAAACAUGCAUAAUAGAUAUUGACAUUGCUGGCCGUCCAUAGUUGUGAUUGAUCGGAUCAAUCGCAACUCUUUGUAAGACGGGGCCCAGAUGGAUAGAACGAGGGGUUGUUUAUGAUGGGGGUAAUACAGUAUGGUCAAUGUUUACACACUUGGUCUGGGGAUGGAAGGAAUGUCAUUAUCACCGUGGGACAAUAAGGAGUGGUGGUCGGGUUGGGGAACAUAAUGUAAGUUGCAAUAUAUACACAUGAUUAUACAGACACAAUACGGGGAGAUGAAGGCCUUUUAUAGGGUGAAUUUAGUAAUUUAGGGUUAAACGAACAUCGGGUGAUUCUUGAAAAAUUAAAAUAUUACCCCCCCCCCCCAGGUAAAAAUUGACUUAAAUUUGUACGAUACUCCAUAAAUUAAAUGAAACAAAAAGAAGCUCUGAGAUGUAUGUAAUGAUGCAAGUUUAAUUUGUCUACAUGUGAAGAUGUACAAUCGGACCCAUUGUGGAUAAAUGAAAGACUCCAUACCAUCUCAGAGAGAUCUUGGUGGUCACCCUCCUGGGCUUCAACCCUGCAAUGACCAAGCAAAUGCAAUCUAUUAUAAGAGCAUCGGUGGUAGCUGGAAAUAUUCGAUAUUCCGAUCGUAAAUAGGGUCCAUUUAAAAACUAAUUCAAGCACUGUAUAGGAAAAUUGUGAAGUGGAUAUCCGGAUUGCACUUAAUAAAUGAUUUUGACCUAGGACCAGGGCAUUCUAAGGACAUUUUCUCAUCAUAUGAAAAAUUAUGACUAUCUUCCUAUAAGCGCGAGAUAAUGCUUGUCGAUAUUCCUUUCCCAAAAAAGGGACAAUUUAAUUAUUAGCAAUUUAUGAAAAUAUUGUUAUCUUAUUUAUCAAUGUAAUGAACCCAAUGAAAGCGCGAGAUUUGAUGAUAUUAAUGCCUGAAAACUGGACAUUUUAAAACACUUUUGUAAUUAGGAAUAGGAAGCAUGUGUUUAUAUAUAUAUAUAUAUUUAACAUUUAAUGCGAGCGCAAAUCGCGAAAAGAAAAUAAAACGGACAUUUACAGAUCACUGUUUGUAAUUUUGUAAAUUUGUAAAUCAAACAAAAUAAUGAAAGCUCAAUGUCCGAGCUAAAAUACGUUUUGUAUAUUGACUUCAAAACUUGACAUUUUAAGGCCCAUAUCAGCCUAUUCAUUUAGCAAGAUAUGUAUCUCAUCGAACUUGCAAUGCGAGCGCAAAUUUAAUAUUGUGAUAUAAAGAUUUUUCAAAAUUAUUUUCCAGGGGAGCGUUUUAUCAACAUUUUCGUCCGACAAUUUGUCAGAUCUGACAUCUUUCCUUUAAUCUGAUUGGCUAAGAAGCACUGUUACUAUGGUAACUGUCGGAUAAAAUGGGACUUUGUCGGAAACACUCCCCUGAUAUUCCCCUCACAUUAUUUCAUUCAUUCGUCUUCCUCCUCUUUUUCUUUUUUCCUCUUCUUUUUUCUCCUCUCUUUUCCCUUCUUUUUCUUCCCCCCUAUUUCUCCCCCUUUUUUAUCCGCCAAUAGGGGGAAUGCGCCAGGCCCCUCGCCCCCUGGAUCCGCCUAUAUGGAUUUUUCAAUUUCACUUUUAGGUCUGGUCUGGGUCUUCAAGGCACGUAGGAUUAUUCUUACAAUUUUUCCCCCUUCAUUUAGGAACACUUGUUCUCAAAGAUAAGGAACGCAAUCAGAACAUCAACAGAACAAACUAGAAAAGAAAAGGGGCAUUUAUUAAAAGUAUAUGAAUAAGGGUAUAUUGAAAUAAGGCAUUUAAUCCUACUCUCCCUUUCCCUACUUUUUUCUUAUCUUCUAUUCUUUACAUUCGUUUUCUUUCCCUCUCUUUCGUCCUUUCCUUUUCCCUAAUUCCCUUCUCUUUCUUCCUCCUUUCUCCUUCUUUUUCUUUCCCUCUCUUUCGUCCUUUCCUUUUCCCUAAUUCCCUUCUCUUUCUUCCUCCUUUCUCCUUCUUUUUCUUUCCCUCUCUUUCGUCCUUUCCUUUUCCCUAAUUCCCUUCUCUUUCUUCCUCCUUUCUUCUUCUUUUUCUUCCCCCUCUCUAUUCCCUUCUCUUUUUUUUUGUUGGGAAGGGGGGUGGGGGGGGGGGGUGCUCUAGCUCUGGUGCCUUGUGCAUAGGAUGUUUCGUAAAUUAAAAAAAAAAAUUAUCAAAGUUACUUAGCUCCGCCUCUAGUAGUGAAGUCCACCUCAACAAAAUUGGUUUGAAUAAACAGAAAAAAUGCAACAAUCAUAACGCUGAAAACUUGAUUAAAAUCGGAUGUGAAAUAAAAAAGUUACGCCAUUUUUAAUUUUCGAAUUUUCACAAAAUAGUUAUGCAUAUCCUUCUUGUAGACCAAUGACGAAAAAGAUGACGUCAUGCACUCACUAGACAUUUUGUAUUCUACUUUCAGUUUUAUAUGAAAUAACAAAUAUUUAAAUUCAUUCCUCAUUAUAAAGCAUAAAAAAUAAGUUUAUUUCUCCAUAGACAUUUAGCAUUGCUGUAAUUGUGAUUAAAUGAAGAGCUUCCUUUUUGUCAAAUUUGCAAAAAAUAAAAAUAUUAUAUAAUACAUUUAAUGAAAUAUUAAAUGAAUAAUGUUCGUGUGAUACCAUCUCUCUCAUUUAUUGCAUAUCACCGUGCUGUGCAUAAGUUAAGUUUAUUAAAAAAAUAAGCGAUUGUUUGAUGUCAUCAUUAUUUAUAUCAGCCAUGUUCAGCUCACCGCAAGGUGAAGGCCUCCUCAAGUUGGUGCCAAAAUGUGCUUGUCUUGUGCUGAUGCAAUCCACUUUAUGCCAAUGAACUUUGGGAGCUUGUCACUCCAUUUCAGUUUUUGUCUACCCCGAUUUUGUGAUCCUAUAUAGCCAUGGUCUCCAUUCUGUGAUGCGUUUGGUCCAUCUAUAUCAAGAGAUCUUGCAAGGUGGCCAGCUCAUCACCAUUUCAUUGUUUUAAUUGCUUUGAUUUAACUAUGUCUAUUACUCUAGUCUGGCUCCUAAUUCAUUGUAUGGUUUUUCU